Colletotrichum siamense is the source of this 339-nucleotide messenger RNA. RefSeq lists its product as uncharacterized. NCBI's taxonomy places the organism in Eukaryota, Fungi, Ascomycota, Sordariomycetes, Glomerellales, Glomerellaceae. The record is from RefSeq and is a predicted model, not a curated record. The transcript has 2 exons. Bases 1 to 339 code for a protein of 112 amino acids.
AUGCCGUCCGUCAAGAACCCGAACCACCGCUCCAAGAACCGCCUCGCGGCGCAGGCGAACAAGGCCAAGAAGGUGCGCCAGAAGCGGUCCGAGGAGAACAAGCACAAGAUCGCCAAGAGCGACGCGCAGAGGGGCGCGCGGCCGGGGCUGAUGCCCAACAGCGGGCCGAACGCGCCGCUGAGCAAGAAGAAGGCCAAGAAGCUCGAGAAGAAGAUUGCGCAUGCGAUUAGGAGGAAGAUGGCGGAGGAUGGGGAGGUUGAGAUGGCGGAUCUCGAGGAAGACGAGGAGGUGGAGGAGGGGAAGCCUGAUAAUGAGGUGGAGAUGGACAACAUUGCGUGA